Molecule: messenger RNA, 1936 nt
Organism: Erigeron canadensis
Lineage: Eukaryota; Viridiplantae; Streptophyta; Magnoliopsida; Asterales; Asteraceae
Product: molybdate-anion transporter-like
Exons: 8
Coding region: 161-1564 (467 amino acids)
Biological process (GO): molybdate ion transport
Cellular component (GO): membrane
Molecular function (GO): molybdate ion transmembrane transporter activity
Source: RefSeq, a predicted model, not a curated record
AUCAAUCAAUCUUGAAUCUUAAUAAUAUAAUACUGUAUUUUGGGGAAAGCCAAGAGAGGGUGUUUUCUUCUUUGCCAGAUUCAUCAUCGAUCAUUUGAAAGAAAGAAAUCAAGAAUCGAGAGAUCGAUUGUUGGUUGGAAGUGAAGAAAGAAGAAGGGGAAUGGAGGUGUUUUAUUACAUGGUGUUUGGGGGUUUAGGAUUGGUUGUCGCGGUUUUGGAGUUUUGGAGUAGAAAAAAUAACAACAAAGACAAUCAUCGUCUUACUGCUUCUUGUCAAUCUUUCUCUUCUUUCAAGAACAAUUAUCUUCUUGUUUACUCUCUCAUGAUGGCUGGGGACUGGUUGCAAGGUCCGUAUGUGUACUAUCUUUACACAACAUAUGGUUAUGGAAAGGGAGACAUUGGGCAGCUUUUCAUUGCUGGCUUUGGUUCAUCCAUGCUCUUCGGUACUAUUGUCGGCUCCUUGGCUGAUAAACAGGGUCGGAAGAGGGCAUGUAUCACCUACUGCAUCACUUACAUUCUCAGCUGCAUGACUAAACAUUCUCCUCACUACAAGGUUCUCCUCUUGGGCCGCAUUUUGGGCGGCAUUGCUACUUCUCUCCUCUUUUCAGCCUUUGAAUCUUGGCUUGUCGCCGAACACAACAAGAGAGGAUUUGAACAGCAAUGGCUGUCUUUAACUUUCUCCAAGGCUAUAUUCCUGGGAAAUGGUCUUAUUGCAAUCAUCUCUGGCUUGUUUGGAAACUUUUUAGUUGAUGUUGUAAGUCUAGGGCCUGUGGCACCUUUUGAUGCAGCAGCAUGCAUCCUUGCCAUUGGGAUGGCCAUUAUAUUAUCCUCGUGGGGUGAGAACUAUGGUGACCCUUCAGAUAAUAAGAACUUGCUUUCCCAGUUCAAAGGUGCUGCGGUAGCUAUUGCUUCAGAUGAGAAAAUUGCAUUACUGGGAGCUAUACAGUCUUUGUUUGAAGGGUCAAUGUACACUUUUGUUUUCUUAUGGACUCCUGCCUUGAGUCCAAAUGAUGAGGAGAUUCCACAUGGUUUCAUCUUUGCAACAUUCAUGUUAGCAUCAAUGCUGGGAAGUUCAGUUGCAGCUCGAAUGAUGGCCCGCUCAUCACCUAGAGUUGAGAGCUACAUGCAAAUUGUAUUUUUAGUUUCUGCAGCGUCUCUUUUGCUUCCUAUAGUGACAAAUUUCUUUGUAGCUCCUUCUGAGGUUAAAGGUGAAGGUAUCUCAUUGGGGAGCAGUAUUCAACUGCUUGGAUUUUGUGCUUUUGAGGGUUGUGUUGGAAUCUUUUGGCCAUCCAUUAUGAAGAUGAGGUCCCAGUACAUUCCGGAGGAGGCCAGAAGCACAAUUAUGAACUUCUUCCGCAUUCCUCUCAAUAUAUUCGUGUGCAUCGUCCUCUACAAUGUAAAUGCAUUCCCUAUAACGAUCAUGUUUGGAAUGUGCUCAAUCUUUCUCUUCGUGGCUUCAGUUCUUCAGAGGCGAUUGCUGGUUAUAACAGACAAGUCAAAGUCGGGUGACUGGACCUCACUGAAAGAGAGGGAUGUUGAGACUGAGCCACUAAAUGAUGACUAGGACCCAGUAUAGAGUUUUUUAAAGUUAUGAGGUUAAAAGCAUUUAUACAAUGAGGCAUACAUUUGUUGAAGAAAUAUAGUUAUAAUUGACAUGGAUUGUUGAGGAACCCGUUCGCCUGACUACAGGGAGAUUGGGGAAUAUAGGUUAAAGUAAGCCUGCAAAGACUCUCGACAAGAAACCACCUAUUUUUUCCUAUAUUGUAUAACCUUUGCUACAGUUUUUCUACAUUUGUGGAGGUCUCGGAUAAACGUGUUUGUUCGGGACAUAAUUUAUUUUAUCCAAAAACAAUUGUUUAGUGUGAUUACAUUGUGAACAAUACAUGUGAUUCUUUUAUAACAUCAGAACUCUUAAUAUUACGCCUACAAUUUGGGA